AUGUUGAAGGCCGAUGUACGUAUUCGAUUACGCGAGUUCAUUUGUCUGAGAGAGGUCGAUCGCCACUGUCAACGUAGACUCUCAAGAAAUGUUGUGAACUCAAUCAAGGAAGCAGUGGACGAUUUCGAAGAACGGGGUUCUCUGUUUUUGGCUCCGUUUGAACUGCUUAGCUUAGUACAUUUUCCAUAA
This is a messenger RNA of Opisthorchis viverrini, 189 nucleotides long. RefSeq lists its product as hypothetical. Bases 1 to 189 code for a protein of 62 amino acids. The transcript has 2 exons. NCBI's taxonomy places the organism in Eukaryota, Metazoa, Platyhelminthes, Trematoda, Opisthorchiida, Opisthorchiidae. The record is from RefSeq and is a predicted model, not a curated record.